UAAAUGACAAGUACCUCAUAGCAAAAUGGAAAUGGGGGCGAAUUAAAUUAAUUAAUUAAAGUUAUACAUACACAUAGAUUUAAGUUGAACGCUACUGUAAAUUGGCUGAAUUGUUUUUUAUUUUCAAAAUCGUAAUGAAGAAGAAGAAGUAGCAAUCAAUGAUAUGGAUUAACCUAACUUUUGUGCAAGUCUUUUCUGUACAUUAAACGUAUCUAUAAAAGUUAAUGACUUAAACAAUUUAACUAAAAUGGUCAUUUGCAAAUAUUUUCUGCAAGGGAAUUGUCGCUUCGGAACCAGUUGUAAAUUUGAUCACAACAUUGGAGACAAUAUUCAAUCCUAUACAUCAGUGUUAAGACAACAGAAUGCCUCUCAAGCAACUAACGCACCAAACAUUGAUAUUAAUAUGUUGGUACAAUCUGUCUCGAAUGAUAUGCAAGCAGCAGAAAAAGGGGGCCAGUGGCUAUUUUCCUGCUAUGCACCCUUCAAAGAGAAAAGUAAUUUUCCUGGUUUUGAAGAUAAAAGCUUUGAAGAAUUAAGACUUGCUUUUUAUGAAGCUCAAAAGAAUGGAACUUUAGACCAGUAUAAACAACAACUUCAAAUGCUCAUGCAAGAUGUAAUGGCAAAAACAAGGGCCUUACAAAAUCCUUCAGCGGAUGUGGUAAAUAUAAUAAAAAAUAUUUACAAUUCACCAUCAAGCAGUAACACCUCGAGUUCAUUUGGGAGUUCACCUUUUGCUACAACACAAAAUUCGCCUUUUGGGGGGCCCAGAUCUGUCCAGACUGGUAGUUUACUUGGUAACAAUAAACAACAAAGUCAGACCUUCGGUUCUAAUCAGAGCGCAUCUCAAGGAUUUAGCUCUCAAUCUUCAAAGUCCAUUUUUGCUCAAGCCAACCAAAAGUUGUUUGGAAACAGUAAUGCACCACAACAAAGUUCAAUUUUUGGAGGAACACAGCAAGGAAGUGGAUUUGGACAAGUCAAUUCAAACCAAGGUGUAUUUAGAAGCAAUUUAGUUCAACAAAGUCAGCCUCAAAAUUUAGCUUUUAGUAAUACAGGAACUUCUCACCCUUUUGCUCAAAAUUCUCCAUUUGCAACUUCUCAGUUCCAAACUCAGUCAGUGGCUGGUUCAUCCCCUUUUCAAGCGGCUUCUCAACAACCUUUUGGUGCUCAAGUCACUCAAAAUUUUAAUUCCAAUAAACAGUUUGCAAAUGCUACAACUUCCUUGAAUACCCCGACUUCUGUAUCUUCGUUUACAAAUCAACAGCAAAAUUCAGCUUUUAAUAACCCAAAUCAAAAUAUUUUUGCUUCCCAAGUUCAAAAUCAAAUACAACAGCAGAUGCUUAGUGGUCAACAAAUUAAUGUAAAUCAAAACCAAGCUUCAUUCAGUAACCAAAAUCAAACUCAAAACAUACCACCUUUCAGUAAUCAAAGCCAAAAUCAAAAUCAGUCUUCAUUGUUUGGUAAUCAAAAUACAAAUCUAGGAGGAUCUACGACUGGUAAGGCGAUCGCUCAAACAGCAACUCCUUUUUGUUCCACUGCACCUGUUCAUUAUCCAAAUAGUCAGUCUCACUCAAGUAGUAUUUUUAGUUCUACACAAGGGAAUACUGUUGUCGAAAAUGAGAGGGAAGAAAGUUUUUAUUCCAAGCCACAAGAUUUAAGUGAAGAUGAAAGAAAAUGUUUUGAAAGUAGCGAAUUUGAGUUUGGUAAAAUUCCUGAGAAACCACCUGCCAUAAAUUUUUGUUUUUAAUAAGUGACGCGUUUUUGCAUCAUAAAAAUACUAUUGUGAUAUUUUUUUUUUAAUUUUUGGCGUAGUAUAAGUUUCAUACACAUAUAUUUUAAAAAUGUACAAAUGUAUUUUGACUAUUAUUGUUGUGAAUUAAUUACUGUAUUAGACAUUGAAUAUAAAAUAUUUAAAUAAAGAAAUUACUAUUA
This is a messenger RNA of Agrilus planipennis (emerald ash borer), 1929 nucleotides long. RefSeq names its product nucleoporin-like protein amo1. Gene Ontology annotation, molecular function: metal ion binding. The record is from RefSeq and is a predicted model, not a curated record. Bases 248 to 1744 code for a protein of 498 amino acids. Lineage: Eukaryota; Metazoa; Arthropoda; Insecta; Coleoptera; Buprestidae. The transcript has 3 exons.